AUGGACCCCAUCCAAACCCGAUUGUCCCGGUCCAUUUCUUCAAAGAUCUCACGCGGAUUCGUCUGGCUGAUCAUUAUCGAGUCUGUGGCAGGGACCGCCUAUGUCGUGCUUAGCAUUAUCUGGCCAUCACCUCUCCUACGACUAGUUGGCAGACCACCGCGUGGCUAUCGGGACGAACAGACUACCAUCGCUUUGGGCAUCUAUUCGUCCAUUGUCUUAUGGGGAGCUUUGGUCGCGAUCCUGAAACAUAUCCGACUCCAGCUCAUCUUCCUCACGUCCAUAAUGUUGGCUUUCAUUGGGGCCAUGGCAUCUUGUACCCCAAACAGCCUGAGUCGCGCUGCCGUGCUCUCCGUGUUUGCUUCUUUCCCUGCAGGCAUUCUGGAAAUCAUGCCCAGUCUGCUCGUACAGAUGGAGACCAGCGACGCAGAUCUCGGGACGACAUUUUCGAUACUGUAUGCAAUGCGCCCCAUCGCCGGCGCGAUCAUGUCGGUAGUCUACCUCGCUAUUCUCAGCAGCAAGACCACCUCCAAGCUCACGGCCCACAUUCCCCCCGUGGCCACCCAGGCCGGCCUGCCCGAGACGUCUGUAUCUUCUCUCCUCGCAGCCAUCGCCGCGGGCACUCCAGACGCAAUGGACGCGGUCCCUGGCAUCACCGCCACGAUCCGAGAGGCCGUCGCCGCCGAGCUCCCCUGGGCGUACGCCGCGGCCUACGCGUACGUGUAUUACUCGGCCAUCGCGGUCGCGGGCGUCGGCCUGAUCGCCUGCUUCUGCGUCAAGGACUACGACAAGUAUCUGACCAACCACGUGUCGCGCCAGAUAUACAAGCCCGGCGGCGACGCAAAGGGCAGUAGCAGCGGCGACAGCGAGAAGAACCAAGACCUCGAGGUCUGGGAAAGGGAGGAUGGUGCCGACCCGAACAAAGGGACGGCCGAACAUGUCACGUCGAUUGACGAGGACGAUGUGAGCAAGACGACCGGGGUGUAG
Messenger RNA from Fonsecaea pedrosoi CBS 271.37, 984 nucleotides. RefSeq lists its product as uncharacterized. Gene Ontology annotation, molecular function: transmembrane transporter activity. The record is from RefSeq and is a predicted model, not a curated record. NCBI's taxonomy places the organism in Eukaryota, Fungi, Ascomycota, Eurotiomycetes, Chaetothyriales, Herpotrichiellaceae. The coding region runs from base 1 to 984 and encodes 327 amino acids. The transcript has 4 exons. Gene Ontology annotation, biological process: transmembrane transport.